AUGAAUAGCAUAUACGAGUAUCCAUAUUUAACGCGUGGUCAAUUUGAACUUGCGGCGAAAGCUUUUAUUGGACAGUCGAUCAAAGCUGGUGAGGAUAAACCUUGGACUUGGAUUGAACACGAGAAAUUAAAAAAUUUUGGAUAUCUAUCUCAAAAAUCCGUCGUGGUAAGACGUAUUGACACGAAAAAGGAAUCAAAGAGAAAUCAUGAGGGGAAGGCGGACUCUCUAAUUUCAAUUCAUGAGGAAGAUGUUGGAUUUGAGGAACUAGAUGAUCCAAGUGCGAUUCAUGCGUCAACAACAUCAUCAUUAGCACAAACCAUACAAUCUCCACAAAAUGAUAAUUCCUCGGAACAAGAUAAUAGCAUCGAUAAUAGUGCUUUGCGAUUAUCAAAUGAGGAUUGCUUGACAAUUGAUUAUAAUAUCCUUUAUUCUCCAACAUAUAAAGUGCCUGUUUUAUAUUUUAACGCGUAUAAUGCUGACGGUAGUAUAUUGAAUCUUGAUCAAUUGUAUACAACUCUCAUCGAGCCUUCGCGUCUUAACGAUUUACGAACUGCGGGAUUCAAUGGUGGAUUAUCACAACAAGAUCAUCCGACACUUCAGCUCCCCUUUUUUUUUCUGCAUCCAUGCGAAACUGCUACACUAAUGAGAACUAUUGCACUUGCUCCACCUUCAAUUACCAAUGAGUCCGAGUCUCAAGAGAUUAACAAUAAUGUGAAAGAGGAAUUUGCAGGAAUCAUACCGAUUGACGGGUAUUUAAGAAGUUGGCUGAGCUUAGUUGGUCCAGUUGUCGGUACAAAGGUUACGCCUGGUUACUUUAUAGAUUCUUGA
Messenger RNA from Ambispora leptoticha, 828 nucleotides. Lineage: Eukaryota; Fungi; Glomeromycota; Glomeromycetes; Archaeosporales; Ambisporaceae. The record is from the annotation of a GenBank genome assembly.